AGCAGCUGAAGAUGUUAGUGAGACAUUACGGGCAGAAUGACUGGAAGUUCCUGGCCAGCCACUUUCCUAACCGCAGCGACCAGCAGUGCCAGUACCGCUGGCUGAGGGUCUUGAACCCAGACCUGGUGAAGGGCCCUUGGACCAAGGAGGAGGACCAAAAGGUAAUUGAACUGGUGAAAAAAUAUGGCACCAAGCAGUGGACCCUGAUAGCCAAGCACCUGAAGGGGCGUUUGGGGAAGCAGUGCCGGGAGCGCUGGCACAACCACCUGAACCCUGAGGUGAAGAAGUCCUCCUGGACAGAGGAGGAGGAUCGCAUCAUCUGCGAGGCCCACAAGGUCCUGGGCAACCGCUGGGCGGAGAUUGCCAAGCUGCUGCCUGGCAGGACUGACAACGCUGUGAAGAAUCACUGGAACUCCACCAUCAAGCGCAAGGUGGACACGGGAGGGUUCCUCAAUGAAACUAAGGAGUCCAAGUCACUGUACUUGCUCGUGGAGGUGGAUGACAAGGAGAGCCAGAGUCAAACGAGGUCUGAGAGUCAGAACGUGCUGCCCAGCUGUCUGGUGGAUACCUCUGAGAUCAAGGAGGAGGAUGCCAGCGACGAGGAGGUGACGGGUGUGCAGGAGCUGCCCUCAGAGCUGCCAGCUGCCCACCUGCCAGAGCAGAACCCUGAGGGCACCCCAGAGGACGUGGUGCCUGAGGAUGCCUCCUUUGGCACGUUGCCCUACAAAUGGGUGGUGGAAGCUGCCAGCUGUCUGUACCCAUCAGCUGUGCCAGCCUUCAGUGAGGCUCUGGACAUGAUUGAAUCCGACCCGGACGGGUGCGAGGUCAGCCGCCCGAGGGACCCCUCGGCCAGCAGCAGCAGCAGCAGCAGCAGCCCGGGGAGGCAGAGCCCCAGCAAACCCAGCUCCUCCCUGCCCAACGUCACUGAGUACCGCCUGGAUGGCCACACCAUCUCUGACCUGAGCAGGAGCAGCAAGGGGGAGCUCAUCCCCAUCUCCCCCCACGCCGAGGGGAGCUUUGGCACGCCGCCCUCGGUGCUGAAGAGGCAGAAGAAGAGGAAGGUCUCCCUCUCCCCUGUCACAGAGAAUGUCACUGGCACCAGCCUCUCCUUCCUCGACUCCUGCAACAGCAUGACACCCAAGAGCACCCCUGUCAAGACUCUGCCCUUCUCUCCAUCUCAGUUCUUGAACUUUUGGACCAAGCAGGACACACUAGAACUGGAGAACCCCUCCCUGACCUCCACGCCCGUGUGCAGUCAGAAGGUGAUUGUCACCACCCCUCUGCACAGGGACAAGACCCCCCUGCUCCAGAAGAACUCGGCGUUUAUCACACCAGAUCAGAAAUAUGUGGGGGACAACACCCCCCACACCCCCACGCCGUUCAAAAACGCCCUGGAGAAAUAUGGACCCAUUCGACCUCUGCCCCAGACACCUCACCUGGAAGAAGACUUGAAAGAGGUGCUCCGAAGUGAAGCUGGCAUUGAACUUAUCAUAGAGGAUGAGGUGAAGCCUGAGAAACAGAAGAGGAAACAAGGGUUGCGCCGCAGCCCCAUCAAGAAGGUGAGGAAGUCUCUGGCCCUGGAUAUUGUGGAUGAAGACAUGACACAGAACGUGCCUGUGCUCCCCAAGACUGUGUGUUUCAAAAGAGCCCAGCCUGUGAAUUUCCUGUCGAGGUCCCUGAACGUUUCCUCCUCGAGCAGGAAGAACGACAGUGGUUUGCUCAACAGAGCCUUUGUGCAAGUGCAGCCAGAGAAGAUGUCCUACAGGAAGAUGCCCAGCCACUUCAGACCUCCAGCACCGAUGACCAGGGCUUGGAAAGCAGUGGCCUGUGGUGGAACCCAAGACCAACUCUUCAUGCAGGAGAAAGCUCGACAGUUUUUGGGCCUGUUGAAACAGAGCCACACAUCAAGGACCUUAAUCUUAUCAUGAAGGAUUGUUCUGAUUUUGGUUUUCUAAUUUUAUUUUUGAAAUUUUCUUUUAUAUAAGUGAAGCAGAGGGGGAACCACAAGGGAGGGGGAAAAAAAAAUCCCCUACCAGGCCUUAGGGGGUGGGGGUGGAUUUUUUUUCCUCCUUCUGUUCCCAGGUAGAUCUGUGUUGUAAUAAAUUGGGCUAGGUGCUGCCU
Molecule: messenger RNA, 2121 nt
Organism: Merops nubicus (carmine bee-eater)
Lineage: Eukaryota; Metazoa; Chordata; Aves; Coraciiformes; Meropidae
Gene: MYBL2
Product: v-myb avian myeloblastosis viral oncogene homolog-like 2
Biological process (GO): regulation of DNA-templated transcription
Cellular component (GO): nucleus
Molecular function (GO): DNA-binding transcription factor activity, RNA polymerase II-specific; RNA polymerase II cis-regulatory region sequence-specific DNA binding
Source: RefSeq, a predicted model, not a curated record